AUGUCUGAUGUUGAUAAACCAUCUACAAUCAAUCUUUCUACUUCAAUAGAACCUACGAUCAGUUCUCUAUCUGAAAAUAUCGAUAGCACCAACACAUCUUCAUCGAAAACUAGAUUUUCUACGUCUUUAAAGCCUAACGAUAGAAAUAGCAGAGACUUUGAUAGCAUUAUUAACGAAUACAAGCAAACUAGCAGAACAGCAUCGGAUAAUGACAGUUGGAGCAGUGUCAUAAUAACUUAUCUAAGAGCUAAAGAGGAUAGUGAUGGUUAUAUAAACAGUAAUGAUCAUAGUAGCCUUUCAGAGUAUUCUCAAAUAGUGCCCUAUGCACAGUCCUAUAAGUUUAGAAAUGACGGAGAAAGCUCCAAAAAUGAACUAUCCCAGCACAGUUCAUGUGUGAGAUUCACAAGUAGCCAAGUUGAAUUUGUAGACAGUACAGAAUCUAUUACAAUCAAACAACAUGCAAUUUGCAACAAAUACAAUGUCUUGACUCACUAUAGAAAAGCAAAAGUUAAGGAAAUGAUAAGAAUUUCAAGGAAAAGAACAGAAAAGUGGAAAUACAAUCAUGACAGUAGGCAAAAUAAGCAUAAAUCAUUUGAAGAACUUGACAUUAUUGAAGAAUAUGAGCCAGGAAAAGAAAAAAGAUUUGGGUGA
Vittaforma corneae ATCC 50505 is the source of this 651-nucleotide messenger RNA. RefSeq lists its product as uncharacterized. The transcript has a single exon. Lineage: Eukaryota; Fungi; Microsporidia; Nosematidae. The record is from RefSeq and is a predicted model, not a curated record. The coding region runs from base 1 to 651 and encodes 216 amino acids.